AAUACAUCACGUCAGCGCCGAAUUCUGAGACGACGGAGCAACUCGGCGGGAUGGAAACGCGCUAAUUUCACCGGCCGCGUCCUGGGGCCUGCGGCAAACCGGCUUCGUUCGACGCGGGUUUAGAAUGACAGGGUGGAGAACGUCGCGCAGGCAAAACCGGAUCGCGAAUCCUCGCGAGACAGCGUCGCGACGCCGGCGUAGUCCCCGGGUCCCGGUGGCUACGAACAAUCGACGCGCAGGUGGUUCCCGGCACCCUAACCUAAAAGGGGACGCCCGCACGCGAGAGAUCGGCGGCCGCCGGGGGGGGCGAAGGGGAGGCACAUGCGAGAAUCGUCCUCUCGCCGAUUCCGCCGAGGUUCGCGGGAUUCGUUAAUCCUGCCGAAUCGAUCGGCCACGUUGCCUAGAGACUGCCGAUCCGUGGGUGCCAGUUUGCGAAUCUCACGGACGACACGAGGGCACGGGGCGCGGCACGUGCGAACGCGAAUCGCGAUUUUAGCGUUGAUCGCGCGAGACGCGUGCAUAUUCGCGGUGGACCGGGCCGGUCUAGCGAAUCUAAGAGCUAUACCGCGGCGGCUCGACGACGCAAAACGCUCACCGUGCUCGAAGGGAUUUAAUGCAAGUCUGUCAAACGUCGCUCUGUGUCAUUAAUAAUCGUGACUGAGAUUGAACAUGGAAAGUUCUCGCUCCGAGGAAACGAAGGUACGAAAGUCCAGGGAUGCGAUUCGAAUACCAAGGAUCCUCGACACGAAGGUGGAGCCGUUGUUUUCCUUGCCGUUGGACUUGACGAGUCCUAAAAGAUAUAAGAGAAAAGGAGGGGCGUUAAUUAAGAAAAUGGGGAAGAUGCAAAGAUUUCGUGACGCGCCUCACGUAGCAGAACGUCUUCGCGAGGAGAAGUUUCGCAGAUUUAUGGUGGGUUUGGUAGUGAAACCAGAGCUGCCAGAGAAGGAUGUAGAUCUGAGCGACGACAAGGACGUCAAUAGAUAUUAUUAUUAUAUUUGCAACGGAGUCGAUACAAUUCACACGGUGAGCAUCGAGGACGUCUUCGUCGAGGCGAUACUCGAUCUGGUUCCCAGCAGCCUGCGCGAUAAAUUUCCCGAUUUUGCCAAUGAUCUGAUCCUUGAAAUCAAGGAAGACUUCGCGAAGAACAUGAAGAAAGCCAUCGUCGAGUUUGCGCUCGCGGAUCCUUUCGAGGAACAUCCCUCAGAGCUCGACGCGGUCCAGGAGGACGAGCGGCGCAUCCAGCCGAGCUCGCGGAAACAUAUAGAGCACUGCCGCGAAAUUUUGUACACCGAUCUGUAUUUAAUAAAUCCAUGCAUGCGAAUGACUCUGGAGCAGUGGGUUCGCGAUUACAGUCAAUUUCGGCUCAUCAAUUUGGAGUACAUCGCCGCGCACGAGGAGAGCUGGGAGCUGACGAAUUUUCAUACUUUAAUCACCCGUCAGAUCGACGCCAAUCGACGGAUACUGAAGAAAGACUGGUACAACGGGAUUCAAGAGAUAUUUCUCGUGAACAAUAGGAAGAAGCUAGUGCCCAGCCCGCUGCGGCGCAAGCAGUUCAAACGAUUCUUCGACUGCGCCGGCAAGCUGAUGGAGUCGCAGCUUUUAAGGACCUGCAAGCGCUCUCUGCGGGAUUUCGUUAAUUACGUCGCGGACGGCAAGCCCGCAGCCUGUCGCUUCAAGGUGAGCAUCGCCGUGGUCUCCAAGGAGCUCGCUUUUCAGCCGUCCUUCGACAAAUUUAAGAAAUCACUUUGCGACGUUCUCGAGGCGAUAUGCGGCGCCGUGAAGAAUUUUGAAAGAUUGGAGACGCAGCUCUAUCUCGAUUGGGCGGGACCCCAAGAAUUUCUCAAGGUUUCGCAUCAUAAAAUAUGGGUGACCAAGUGGAGAACCGAAUCUGCUGUUUUUAAACGUUUCACCGUAAAAUGAGGAUUGCGAAAUAUAGUUAUUUUUCUCCCCGCUGCUUCAUUAUUAACUGCUCGGAAUAUAUUAAUAACAAUUAAAAUCACCGUUUACACAU
Messenger RNA from Vollenhovia emeryi, 2011 nucleotides. Its product is annotated as dynein heavy chain 7, axonemal-like. The record is from RefSeq and is a predicted model, not a curated record. NCBI's taxonomy places the organism in Eukaryota, Metazoa, Arthropoda, Insecta, Hymenoptera, Formicidae. Bases 670 to 1920 code for a protein of 416 amino acids. The transcript is spliced from 7 exons.